Messenger RNA from Medicago truncatula (barrel medic), 1652 nucleotides. Its product is annotated as zeatin O-glucosyltransferase. The record is from RefSeq and is a predicted model, not a curated record. The transcript has a single exon. The coding region runs from base 65 to 1459 and encodes 464 amino acids. NCBI's taxonomy places the organism in Eukaryota, Viridiplantae, Streptophyta, Magnoliopsida, Fabales, Fabaceae. Gene Ontology annotation, molecular function: UDP-glycosyltransferase activity.
ACAUACGUAGUUAAUUAUCCUGUUUCAAAUUUCAACACUAGUUUCUAGCCACAAAAGUUCAUCAAUGGCUUCCAAUGGCCAAAACAAUUCAAAAAACCAAGUGGUGAUUGUUGUGGUACCUUUCCCAGCACAAGGCCAUUUGAAUCAGCUUCUACACUUCUCACGCUUAAUCUUAUCACACAACAUACCUGUCCACUAUGUUGGCACUUCCAUACACAACCGUCAAGCCACAACUCGUGUCCAAGGUUGGGAUCCAAACUCCAUUUCAAACAUCCAUUUUCAUCACUUCAAAGCUCCUCCCUUUGUUUCACCUCCUCCUAACCCAAAUACAGAGAACAAAUUUCCUUCUCAUAUGGUUCCUUCUUUUGUAGCCUCUUCACAUCUUCGUGAACCAGUGGCAGAACUCAUGCAUUCACUUUCAUCUGUUUUCGAAAAGGUCGUUGUGAUUCAUGAUAGUUUAAUGGCAUCAGUGGUACAAGAUGCUAAAAACAUAGCAAAUGUUGAGAAUUACUCGUUUCUUAGUACAUGUGCUUUUUCAAUUUUCACUUCCAUUUGGGAGAAAGUGGGAAAACCUCCAUUUGAAAGCUCGCAUAUUAUUGAUGUUCCUUCUAUGGAAGGAUGCUUCACAACCGAAAUAUAUGACUUCAUUAAUGCACAAAGUGAAUUCUAUGAAUUCAGUGAUGGAAGCAUCUAUAAUACAAGUAGAGUUAUUGAAAGUCCUUACUUGGAGUUGAUAGAGAGAAUCACUUGCAGUAAGAAGCAUUGGGCAGUUGGACCCUUCAACCCUCUUACCAUUGAGAAGAAGAAAGAUUCAAAGGGUAGGCACUUAUGUAUGGAAUGGCUUGAUAAACAAGAACCAAACUCAGUUAUAUAUGUAUCUUUUGGAACAACAACAACCUUGACAGAUGAAGAAAUUGAACAGAUUGCAACUGGGUUGGAACAAAGCAAGAUAAAGUUCAUUUGGGUGUUGAGAGAUGCUGAUAAAGGAGACAUAUUUGAUGGAAAUGAAGGGAAAAGAGGUGAACUUGCAAAAGGGUUUGAAGAGAGAGUUGAAGGAAUGGGGUUUGUUGUGAGGGAUUGGGCACCCCAGUUGGAAAUUCUAAGCCACCCUUCAACAGGAGGGUUUAUGAGUCAUUGCGGAUGGAACUCUACUUUAGAGAGCAUUUCAAUGGGGGUGCCAAUAGCAGCAUGGCCUAUGCAUUCUGACCAGCCAAGAAACUGUGUUUUCAUAACACAAGUGUUAAAGAUUGGUUUGGUUGUGAUGGAUUGGGCUAAAAGACAUGAGUUGGUUACUGCUUCAGAUAUUGAGAAUGUUGUUAGAACGUUGAUGGAUACAAUGGAAGGUGAUGAGAUGCGAGAGAGAGCAAUGAAACUUAAAAAUGCUAUUGGUAUGUCGAUGGAUGAAGGCGGAGUUUCUCGUAUGGAAAUGGAUUCUUUCAUCGCUCAUAUCACUAGAUAGUUGAAGUCAGUUAAUGUUAGUAAGUUAAUUGUUAUGUUAAUUUCCGACUUAAUCUUGUUAGGUGGAGGAUUAUUCCUGAAGUUAAUGACUGAAAUUGUGCUUUUUGCUCCAAUACUUCAGAAUUUGAGAUCCAUUUAUUUGUCUGGUGUAGUUUUUCCAUUUCAAUUUCAUAUGCUUUUCUGAUUAAGGGAUA